GCCGAGGAAAGCCGGGGAGGAGGAAGAGGAAGAGGGGCCGGUAGAGGGAGGGGAGACGAGCGAGGAGGAGGAGAAGGAAGAGGAGCUCGGGGACGGCCUCCCAGGUGCGAUUGAUGGGCCGCUUCUCCACCGGGGACCUGCCUGCCUGCCCCGCCCCUGGGCCCCUUAGCCCCCGGCUGGGGAGGAAGCACUGACCCGCCAGGUCAGGGGUUAAGAAUCAUGUUGCAUGAAGCAAGGGACAGACAGAAGUUCCUCAGCGAUGCUCAAACUCUGCGGGACAUGCAGCAUAAGGUGGAGUCUGAAUAUCAGGCUUGUCUGAGAGGCCAGGAAUCCAGAAGAGACUCAAGUGAGAAGAAGCGAGAUCCAUUUGGGGGGCAAGAGACAAAUGCGGAGAGAGCCCGGUUUUUAAACGGGUCGUCUUCCAAGCAGAGUAGUAGUGAGGAGGAUCUUCAAGCCCAACCGGGAUUAUCUGCCAAGAGUUCUUCGAUGAACUAUGAUUCCAGACUUCCGGCAAUUGACCAGACAUCCGUCAAGCAGAAACAUAAAAGUACCAUGACUGCAAGGCAACCAGGGAAAGUGGGCUCCAGCAAACCCUCUCCGGCAGCCCCGCCACCACAGAUUUUGUCGCGGAAGAGGAGGCCAAACCUGGGAAGAAUGACGGUCAGCCCAGACAUGCACAGCCCCAGAGGGGCUGCGGAGCGAAGCAGACAGAAGCCACAGCUGCCAGGGAAGGCGCCGGCUCUCUGGGGAGCAGAGCCGAUGAUUCAACGAGAAGGCCCAAUGUGGGCAAGUGACUCUAAGCUGAAGAGGCCAAUUCUAGAGAGAAGAAACUUGGUCCCAUCCUCACAGCCCUUGGCGAUGAGCAAGAAUACCUCUGAAAGAGCCAGAAAAGGGGACCUGCGUGGCCUUUCCCAGAAUGAGCCCCGUCCAGCCCUCUCCCAGGCCUUCCCAGGAAUGAACAGCCCUAGAGUGCUGAGUGAGUCCUUGGGGCCACCGCUCUUCACCACCACCAUGGGAGGGUCACAAAGGGUGCCGUUUAGGUUCAGAGAUGAAGAUUUCUAUUCCAUGCUAUCAUUAAGUCAUGGAGAAGACGAUGAAGACACUGAAGAGGAAAUCCAGGCAGAGGAAGAGCUUCUGUUGCUUGGUAUGCAUGCACCCCAUUCUCCUUCCAGUCAUAAGAGAAGUCAAUUUCUUGGAACUCAGGCCAAAUUUAAAAAUUUUAAAGAAAAUCCUGGAAAUUGCAGGGCUAAUUCUGUAAGAAAUGAGUCCAGUCAUGGCUCACUAGGAAUAAGCAGUGUAAGGGAGCCCGUGAGAGAGCAGUCUUCUGAUGGGCAAAGGAUGUUCCAAGACCCCAGGCUGCCCGAUGGGGAGUCUACUGACGAGAGUGACAGUAGUGACGAUGAAAAUGAGAAAAAGACGUUUCGCUCACAGGACACCAAAUUCAAACCCAACCUAGAUGAUGACCUCAACCCUGAACAUGUAUUUAGCGAUUCUACUUCUCUGGAAGUCAGGUCUGGCACUCAGGAUUGUGAAAGAGAAUGGCAACCCCAUUUACAUAGUUCUAGUACUUCUCUUGAUUCUUUUAGUUCUGGUACACCAACAGCUCCAAGAUCACCAAGAAAUCCAUCUUAUAACAUCCCUGGAUCAUUAAUGCAUUCUGCCCCGAGAGAAGACAUUCCAGGAGACUUGUCAAUGACAUCUACUUCCGCUCACAGCUCAGACUCAGAUGGAAACUCAAGGUUUCAUGCUCGUCAACCACUGUCUCCAAUUAGAAACAGGAACUCAUUCGCCAGUGUCGAAAACCACAGUUACUUUCCAGGGAACAGUGCACAUGAAUUUGGUGUCAGGGGAGCAGAAGCUAAUCCUUUAACAAGUCAAUCUCAGAGGGCUCCCGUGUUUACAGAAGAUCUCUUACUGAACUCUCAGAGCAGCAUGCCACUGAUGGAGCCUUCCGGCUCCUUUCCGCCAGGAAUGAACUUACAAGGACACUUGCUUGUGCCCGGGUCCCUGCAAGAAAAUAUGCCAUUUACUUUCUUUGCAGUGUCUGAUUUUCCAAAUCAAAGUGGUAAUGGAGAUAGAAGGGCAGUCAUUGGUUUCAUAGAUGAAAAAGAAGCCACUGAAAAAAAGGCAGACCCAGAGAAACUCAAGAAAUUGCAAGAAAGUCUCCUGGAGGAGGACUCCGAGGAGGAGGGAGACUUGUGUCGCAUCUGUCAGAUAGCCGGGGGCUCCCCCACCAACCCCCUCCUGGAGCCGUGCGGCUGUGUGGGAAGCCUGCAGUUUGUCCAUCAGGAGUGCCUGAAGAAGUGGCUGAAGGUGAAAAUAACGUCAGGGGCGAAUCUAGGCGCUGUGAAGACCUGUGAGAUGUGUAAGCAAGGCCUGCUGGUCGAUAUGGAUGAUUUUAACAUGACUGAGUUCUACCAGAAGCACCAGCAGUCCCGGCUGCAGAACGAGCUGAUGAAUUCCGGCUUGUACCUGGUGCUGCUGCUCCACCUCUACGAGCAGAGGUUUGCGGAACUCAUGAGACUCAACUACAGCCGGGCGGGGAGAGAGCGGCUGUCAAGAAAUUUCCCACGACCCAGGCCGGAAGAAAAUGAAAGUUCCGAUUUGGGAGACGGGAAUGAAAACGGCAUUUAUGAAGACAACAGCCGGGUCAUCUAGCAAGGAGCUGGCCCUGGAGCUCGGCGGAGACCUCUCUCCCAGCCGCCCUUCCUACGUCCCCAGGUGCCCUGCUCCCUUCUCUUUACUGAAACUGAGACCACAGUUAGCGUUUUUGUUUUUGUUUUUACCUUCUGCCACUCCCCUCUCGGGAUCUGGCUUCAGCGUCUGCGGACAGCAAAGCCACCAGCCCAGACCCAGACAGCGCGGGCCAAGCAGCCUGGCCUCGUGGAGCACCCAACAGGCUGCCCUGCUGUUGCCCCUCAGCCCAGA
Pipistrellus kuhlii (Kuhl's pipistrelle) is the source of this 2928-nucleotide messenger RNA. RefSeq names its product membrane associated ring-CH-type finger 10 (gene MARCHF10). The transcript is spliced from 12 exons. The record is from RefSeq and is a predicted model, not a curated record. Gene Ontology annotation, molecular function: zinc ion binding. NCBI's taxonomy places the organism in Eukaryota, Metazoa, Chordata, Mammalia, Chiroptera, Vespertilionidae. The coding region runs from base 220 to 2658 and encodes 812 amino acids.